This is a messenger RNA of Oenanthe melanoleuca, 1576 nucleotides long. RefSeq lists its product as uncharacterized. Bases 88 to 774 code for a protein of 228 amino acids. The record is from RefSeq and is a predicted model, not a curated record. Lineage: Eukaryota; Metazoa; Chordata; Aves; Passeriformes; Muscicapidae. The transcript has 7 exons.
CCACAAUCCACAGCAGAAGAAAGGGAAGUUCAUUCUGCUGCUGGCAAAGUUUGGGAGAAAGGAUCUUUUUCCCCAGCUGGCUGCAGGAUGUCCUUCCUGAAAGUCCUGCUGUGUGUCCUGGUCCUGGCCAGCCCCGUGCUGAGCGAAACUUCUCAACCCAACUGCACUGGAGUUAAGGACUUUGAGGCCUGUCGGGGUAAUACAAAUAAAUUCUGUCCUAAAGAUAUUCUUUGUCAGUGUAAAAAUGAAAAACCUUUUUGCAGAUGUGAGUACUACAGAAUAGGCUGGAAGGAGUACUGGUACAUGGGCCCCAAAUGUAACCACCUUUGGAACACUCUGACUUUAAUUUUAGUUGCUACUCUUCCUGCAGCUGCACUGGUUAUCAUAGUGGUUGUAAUAUUUUUAACUGUCUACUGCUCAAAAAUGGAAAAAGCUGGGAAGCAGCCAAAGCCUGCAUCCAGUGGAGCACAGCAGAACCCCGCGUUCAGUCCUGACGCAGCUGCCGACCUGGAGCACGGGCACCAUCAGCCAUCUGGGGAUACCUGGGUUGGACAAAUUCCAAAAGUUGUACUGAAAAGACAAGAUUUUAAUGAUGCUUCUUUCCCAAAUCAAAAGCAGAAUUACAGUCAUGUAUAUGAUCAGCCUCUGAGGACAGCAGAUCCAUCAUCAGAUUAUUUCCCUCAGUCCCGAGCCCAGCGGGGUGAGUUUGACUAUCCCAGGAAGGAUUUGCCGUACCCGGUUUAUCCAGAGGCGAGACAGUACCGGAGAUACUAAGAGCAUGUGCUACCUAGAUCAAAUGGUUUGGAAUGCUGCAUGAUCACUGGACAAUCCAGGUGCUGAGAGAGCAGUGACACCCUGGUGGGACACAGAGGAAAUUGCCACCUUUAUUAGAGAGCACUAAGUUAUUGCAAAGAGAAGGUAAUGAGGAUAAUUGUAAAAGAAAGCCUGAUCUGACAUGACAUUAACAUUUAAUUUAUUUACUAUGUAAUUGGUGACAGCUUCCUGUGAAUCCCUGAUACUGCAGUGCACAAGGGUCUGGCCCUGGCAGUGUGGUACAAACACAGCCAAGGACUUGGCCUCUCUCUGUCCUAUCUCUUCUACUGCUGCAAAUUCUGUCAGAAAUAAAAGAAGUCAGUCUGGUUCUCUCUCUUAUUUCAGAAACACACAGAAACAGUGUCAGCACAUCUGUUUAGAGCCCAGAAUAUCAGUUUAAACCAUUCUGGCCUCAGAAAUUCAGAUCCAAAGGUGUCAUAAUUGUGUCAGUGAAUUGCUUUUCUCUGUCACUUCUCAGCCUCAGGUGGUGCCACAAUCUGACAAACUGUGGUGGUUGUUGACCUCAAUCUAUCUCUGUUGUACCAACCUCAGAGUGACCACAGAAUGCAAGUGUUCAAUUUGAUGUUCCACCACUGCUCCAAAAAGGAGCAGGAGGAACAGAUAAGGCAGUGCUCUCAAUAUCCAGGGUGCUGGCUAAACUCAGUCUCUCACUAUUUCUCCCAGUAUUCAGUCUUGUCAUUACCUUUUCCAGGUAUUUUCCCUUCAUUCCUGAGUUGCAUUGGGUUGUUUGAAAUUAUUUUGU